AUGGAAUUCAAGUUGAAUACUGUAAAUUUUUCAUUACUAUUAGGAUGGAUAUUAAAAGAGAAGCAAAAAUACAGAAAAAAGAGAGCUGGAAAAAGAAUUACAAAAAAGAUAAGAAAAAUUUUAGAAAGAUAUUUUCUAACUAGUAAUGCAGACAAAAGUGAUCAUUAUACUACACAAAACAUGUAUCAAGCUCUUCAACAAAAGGUGCUUAAGAGUGAUAUUGAGGCUGAAACUGUUCUAAAAUUGUUUACUAUUCAAAGUUGA
This is a messenger RNA of Scutellospora calospora, 264 nucleotides long. Lineage: Eukaryota; Fungi; Glomeromycota; Glomeromycetes; Diversisporales; Gigasporaceae. The record is from the annotation of a GenBank genome assembly.